UAUAUAUAUAAAGUGAAAGAAAUGGGGGUCUAUGUAGCAUGUUUCCUCGUGAUCAGUUCAGAGUCUACGUGAAAUCCCAGAGGUUGCCUUAUUGCUUGUUCCAUUCCUACUUAAUUGUAAUAGUAAGAAUAAGUCACAUUCCUUGUUGGGUUUUUACUUAUUGCAGAGAUAAACAAAGAAACUGAGGUUGUAAGGGGGAAAAGAUGGGAGCUUUUUCUCUCAAAUUCUGGUGAUUUUGAAUGUGGAGGUUUCUGGGUUUAUCCUCAAAUGAUGUUUUUGUUUCCUGCUAGUUCUGUCUCCAUCUGCAGAUUCCCGGCUGAAUCAUAGCUUUUUCAAAGCAACAUGUUCAGGGUUCUUAAGCUGGCCAAGUAUAUAGCAUUUGAUCCAAUGGGGAAAGAUUUGUGACCAGAAUGGAUCCUCAGGAUUUUAUCAGGUUGUCAAUUGGCUCCCUUGGGCUAAGGAUUCCUGGGACAGCAUUGAAUUCUGCAAAAUCAGGAAUCCAUGCAUUCUCUUCUCCAUGUUCAUGUGAGAUACGGCUUCGAGGUUUCCCAGUGCAAACAACAUUUGUCCCUUUAGUAUCUUCACCUGAAACAACACCUGAUAUUCACAGCAUUGCCUCAAGCUUUUAUCUUGAAGAAUCAGAUCUGAAAGCAUUAUUGGCACCUGGCUGUUUCCAUACUCAUCAUGCAUGUCUUGAGAUUGUUGUUUUCACAGGGAGGAAGGAGUCCCAUUGUGGUGUUGGCAUCAAAAGGCAGCAGAUAGGAACAUUUAAGCUGGAGGUUGGUCCUGAAUGGGGUGAAAAGAAGCCAGCAAUUCUUUUCAAUGGGUGGAUAGGUAUUGGAAAAAACAAGCAAGAGAGCAGAAAACCAGGAGCUGAGCUUCAUUUGAGAGUAAAACUGGAUCCUGAUCCAAGAUAUGUUUUCCAAUUUGAAGAUGUGACCACUUCAAGUCCUCAGAUAGUUCAACUUCAAGGCUCCAUCAAGCAGCCUAUAUUCAGUUGCAAGUUCAGUCGAGACAGGGUGCCUCAGGUGGAUCCAUUGAGCACCUAUUGGUCAACCUCUGUUGAUGGCAUUGACCUGGAAACAGAACGAAGAGAACGGAAGGGAUGGAGGGUGAAGAUACAUGAUCUCUUUGGCUCAGCUGUUGCGGCAGCCUUCAUAACAACUCCGUUUGUGCCAUCAACAGGCUGUGAUUGGGUUGCCAAGUCCAACCCAGGAGCUUGGUUGAUUGUUCGCCCUGAUGUUUGCAGACCUGAGAGCUGGCAGCCAUGGGGAAAGCUAGAGGCAUGGCGUGAGCGUGGUAUCAGAGAUUCCAUUUGCUGCAGAUUUCACCUUCUGUCUGAAAGCCAGGAGGGGGGUGAGGUUCUUAUGUCGGAGAUCUUCAUCAGUGCUGAAAGGGGUGGGGAGUUUUUCAUAGACACUGACAGGCAGUUGCGCUCUGCAGCAACUCCAAUACCAAGUCCACAAAGCAGUGGAGACUUUUCAGGGUUGGGUUCAACCGGUGGUUUUGUAAUGAGCUGUAGAGUGCAAGGAGAAGGGAAGCAUAGCAAACCAUUGGUUCAAUUAGCAAUGCGACAUGUGACAUGCGUGGAGGAUGCUGCAAUCUUUAUGGCACUUGCAGCAGCAGUUGAUCUUAGUAUUGUGGCAUGCAGGCCUUUCCGGAGGAGGCUUAGGAGAGGGUCUCGCCAUUCUAUAUGAAAGAGGAAGUUAAUUGAGUUAUUAAUUUUCGUUAUCUGAGGAUGGCUUCAUUUUACUUUGUUACUACUGUAACUUUAGGCAUUGUGUACAUGAUCUCCGGUAAUUGUUAAGUGGGUCAUAAGCUAUCAAUACACAGCCCACAUGACUACCAACUUACCAAGGCUUAAUUUUAUAUAGUUUUCAUACUUCUGAUUA
Messenger RNA from Hevea brasiliensis (rubber tree), 1892 nucleotides. RefSeq lists its product as uncharacterized. NCBI's taxonomy places the organism in Eukaryota, Viridiplantae, Streptophyta, Magnoliopsida, Malpighiales, Euphorbiaceae. The record is from RefSeq and is a predicted model, not a curated record. The transcript has 3 exons. The coding region runs from base 411 to 1697 and encodes 428 amino acids.